UCUCAAUAAAGUUUACAUAUUUAGGACGUCAUCAACUGCCAACGCAUGCGCGUUUUAGCCGUUUCCAGGGCCGGGUAUCAUGGCGGCGUACGUGGACAUUCUCAAAAAAGAGUUUCCUGAGAUUGACGCGGAGCUUUUUCACUACAUCACAGGUGUGCUGGACAGUGGGGGAGCAGACUUUGAAGAUGGUGAGGAGGUGUUUGAUGCCAUUGGGGGUGUCCUUCAGGAUGUCUCUGCUGACAGUAAAAAUGAGGAUGACAUCAGAGACAUCUGUCUCCAGAUGUUCAACACGCUCAAGCUGAACAACCACCACCACCAACACCCCCCACAGAAACAGGUGCUGCUGGACGCUCCCGUCCAGCUGUCUCAGAUGUCUGCCGGCUCUGGCUCGGCAACCAAAGACGUUCAUGGGAUCUGGAUGAUCAAACGAUCUCAGAACACGACGGUCGAUGCCAAAAAGUUGGAGAAGGCUGAAGCCAAGCUGAAGGCCAAGAACGAGCGUCGGAACGAGAGGGACUCCCAGAAAACAUCUGGUCCACUAGUCCUGGAGGAGGCGUCAGCCAGUCAGGCCAGCAGUAAGAAGGAUAACCGGGUCGACCAGUCCGGGAAGAACCGGAGCUACGACAUCCGAAUCGAAAACUUUGACAUUUCCUUUGGAGAGAGGUGUCUGCUGCAGGGGGCGGAGCUGUGUUUGGCGUCUGGCCGGCGCUAUGGUCUGAUUGGUCGGAACGGUCUGGGGAAGACAACAAUGCUGAAGAUGCUAGCCAGUCGGAACCUCCGUGUUCCAGCCCACAUCUCCAUCCUUCAUGUUGAACAGGAAGUAGCAGGAGAUGAAACGAUGGCGCUGCAGAGCGUCCUGGAGAGCGACACGCUACGAGAGGAGCUGCUGAAUGAGGAGCGGCGCCUGAACGCCCGAAUAGCCAGUGGAACGGCCGAGGGGAUGGAGAGCGUCCGUCUGUCCGAGAUUUACGCCAAACUAGAGGAGAUUGAAGCUGACAAAGCCCCUGCUCGAGCCUCCAUCAUCCUGGCUGGGCUUGGAUUUUCUCCCAGAAUGCAACAGCAAGCCACUAAGGAGUUCUCGGGGGGCUGGAGGAUGAGACUGGCGUUGGCCAGAGCUCUUUUCGCUCGACCUGACCUGCUGCUACUGGACGAGCCCACCAACAUGCUGGACAUCAGAGCCAUUCUGUGGCUGGAGAACUACCUGCAGACAUGGCAGUCCACCAUCUUGGUCGUCUCCCACGACAGAAACUUCCUGAACGCUGUAGUAACAGACAUCAUCCACCUGCACUCUCAGAGACUAGACAGUUACCGUGGCGACUACGAAAACUUCCUGAAGACCAAAGAAGAUCGACUGAAGAACCAGCACAGGGAAUUUGAAGCCCAGAUGCAGUACAGGCAGCACAUACAGGUGUUCAUCGACAGGUUCCGGUACAACGCCAACAGAGCGGCUCAGGUGCAGAGUAAAAUCAAGCUGCUGGAGAAAUUACCAGAGCUGAAGCCUAUCCAGAAAGAAUCCGAAGUCUCUUUAAGGUUUCCAGAUAACUUUGAGAAGUUGUCUCCUCCCAUCCUGCAGUUGGAUGAAGUAGAGUUCUACUACAGUCCAGACCAGCCGCUCUUCUCCGGACUCAACCUGUCGGCGGAUCUCGAGUCUCGGAUCUGUAUUGUUGGCGAAAACGGCGCCGGUAAAACCACAGUCCUGAAACUGUUGAUGGACGAGUUGACCCCAGUCAGCGGAGUCCGGCAGGCUCACAGGAACUUGAAGAUUGGUUAUUUUAGUCAACAUCACGUAGACCAGCUGGACCUGAAUGUCUGCGCUGUUGAGCUGCUGCUCCACAAGUUUCCAGGUCGGACCGAGGAGGAGUAUCGUCACCAGCUGGGUGGUUACGGUAUCACUGGGGAGCUCGCCGUGAGGCCGGUGGCCAGUCUGUCAGGAGGCCAGAAGAGCCGAGUGGCCUUCGCCCAGAUGACGAUGCCAAGUCCAAACUUUUACGUUCUGGAUGAACCGACCAAUCACCUGGACAUGGAGACCAUUGAGGCGCUGGCAAAAGCUCUUAACAAGUUCAAAGGCGGAGUCAUCCUGGUGUCACACGACGAGCGUUUGAUCCGGCUGGUGUGUAAGGAGCUGUGGGUGUGUGAAAGUGGGAAUGUUCGGCGCAUCGAUGGCGGCUUUGAUGAAUACCGAGACAUCCUACAGGAACAGUUCAAGAAAGAGGGUUACCUGUGAGGCCCGGCCCACUGCUAACUGGCCACAAACACCCCGGCCCUCACAACACUGAAACUGCAGCCGCUCAGCCACAAGAGCACACCGGAGGACUGUUUCUUCUUGCUCACCUGCUGCUCAGAUCACCUGCUGCAAGACGAUUGGCGGUUUGGGAUCACCUGGUGAGGUCACGCGAACUUUGGUGGAGCAGGAGUGCUUUAUUUAGACAUCGAAGCAGAAUCUGUUGAAAUUACGGUUUUGUUUUGACUUUUAAAGAACCAGACUGUCAAACGUGAUAAAAGUCUAAAUUAAAAAUAUAAAAUUGUC
Molecule: messenger RNA, 2527 nt
Organism: Nothobranchius furzeri (turquoise killifish)
Lineage: Eukaryota; Metazoa; Chordata; Actinopteri; Cyprinodontiformes; Nothobranchiidae
Gene: abcf3
Product: ATP-binding cassette, sub-family F (GCN20), member 3
Molecular function (GO): ATP binding; ATP hydrolysis activity
Source: RefSeq, a predicted model, not a curated record